AUCCAAAACACUGCGUUUUAAAUCGAAUUACACUGUCGAACGUGCUUUAAUAAUAACUAAUACGGAGUGAAUAGAGAACAAUUAAUAAAAAGAUCUAUCUAAAUUAUUUUCGCAGCUUGCAAUUUUCCUCCGUUAUGAAAUACAGCACCUCGUCAUGUGACCUGAUGUGAGCAGCCGUCAUUUAGAUGCAUGAAUCUGUUCUGCACAUUUGCACAGUUUAGGAACGGCUUUGAAUCACCGAGCCUUGGAGCUUUUAAAGGAACUGGUCGUUGGAUGUGUAAAAUGCUGAAUGCUGCAGCAGCCGACAGAAAUAAGGACCCGAUCCUUGCUGUAUUAAAAAGCAGAGUGACAUCAGACAGGCAUCUGAAUGCUUUGGAAAUCUCUUCUGGCACGGGACAGCAUGUCAUUCACUUUGCCAAAGCGUUUCCGAACAUUACAUGGCAGCCGUCUGAAUACGAAGCUCAGUCAAUAUCGAGCAUUGAAGCAUAUAGACAGUAUCAUAGGCUGGAGAAUGUAAAGCCACCCAUCUAUCUUGAUGUGUCUCAGAGUUGGGAGAACUGGGGUGGAUUUCAAGAGGAGUCAUGUGACCUUGUCGUGAACAUCAACAUGAUGCACAUCUCACCUCUGGCCUGCACAAUGGGUUUGUUUAAUGCUGUUGGAAAAAUACUAAAGCGCCAAGGAUUGCUUCUGACUUACGGGCCUUAUGCUUUCAAAGGAUCUAUUACUCCUCAGAGCAAUGUUGACUUUGACCAGAGCUUGAGAUACAGAAAUCCAGAGUGGGGUCUAAGGGAUGUAUCAUUUCUGAAAAAGCUUGGCCAAGAAAAUGGACUGCGAUUGGAGGAAAUUGUUGAUAUGCCUGCCAACAACCAGUGCUUACUGUUUCUCAAGGACAGUGUGGUUUGAUUUAAUUCAAUUUCAUCGCACUGCAUUUGAUUAUGUGUGGACUCUGCAGUGUUUUAAUGGUUCAAAGAUACUGAAUAGUAUAAAGGCUUUGCUGAAAUUUGUCAUCACUAUCUUUUUGGCAAAAAUGUGUUUUUGCAGGAUGUAUUAAUGUGGGGUUUUCCGCCCCAAAACUUUUUACAAAUAUGUUUAAAAUGAUGUGUGAAAUGCAGAAUAAUAUAAUACAACAUACUUCAUUCCAGAAUGAUUUUCACUACACGGAUGCCAGGGAAAGUAAAGUUUAAAGUGCCUGGGGUUUUAUUGCAGGACAUGAUCAUAGUUACUCUGAAUGACAUUGUCAUUCUUGGUUAUCUGGAUUAUAGGUGUUGUUAUUUUAUAUGUGUUGUUGUUAUUUACCACCAUAUUAUAGCCUACUACAAAAAAAAAAAAAAGCCAUGCUAACCAUAGUAACUGCUUAGUGUGUGUGUGUGUGUGUGUGUGUGUGUGUGUGUGUGUGUGUGUGUGUGUGUGUGUGUGUGCGAGCGAGCGAGAGAGAGAGUGUGAGUGAAAUCCAGCUCAACCAAACCACCAUGCUUCAAAAGCAAGUUUAUCUAAAUCUAUAAAAUUGUUGCUUUGAAUAUGCAUUUAUGCCAAAUGCAUAAAUGUAUGCAUUAUUUUAAUAAUUUUUUGGGGGUAAUAUAAAUGUACCUGUAUACAUGUUGAAUAUGUAUACACUUAAAAUAAAUGUGUGAACUCUCACAUUUCAAGGCAGAAUAUUUGUUUGAAUUUUCUUAACACUAACAUUAUACAGUUAAUUGCUGCUCUUCUUUUAUGCGAUUGAAGAUCCUUGACCAAUAAAGAUUAUCAGUCUGUUAAUGUGCA
Messenger RNA from Pimephales promelas (fathead minnow), 1761 nucleotides. It is a transcript of the gene mettl26, whose product is annotated as methyltransferase like 26. The record is from RefSeq and is a predicted model, not a curated record. NCBI's taxonomy places the organism in Eukaryota, Metazoa, Chordata, Actinopteri, Cypriniformes, Leuciscidae.